AUGCCUUCCUUUCGUCGAUCUCGAUCAGCCCUUCGCCCGCCGUCAUCUUCGAGAGAACGGCCGGCGAAACUGAUGAAGAGCAAUCCGGUCAGCAGGAACACCUCACCAGCGCCUCUGAGACGUCGCGGUUCCAAAUUGGACGAGUAUCUGGCCAAGUCAAGCAGGAGAAAUUCCACUUCAACCCUGACAGCGACCGCUGAUAUAGUGCCCACGUUCCUCUCCGCGAAGGAAAUGAAGCGAUGGGAUGGCGUGCAGCGGAUGACCGAGAGAUGGGACUUCGUCCGAAGGGAUCCCGAGUUGUGGCUCCCAAACGGGGAUUGUCUUGUUCACUUCUACGAACGAGGCGGUUCAAAGCGGGGCGCCUCACUUCGCAUCUACCUGGCGGACCGAUCCCACUCCAGGGAGCUUCGAGCUCUCCCCGAGUCAAAGCGCGCAACAAGAGAUUCGGGUUACUUUGAUGAACCUUCGCCAUAUGCCCAACACGAUUUGUAUCUCGCAGCGCCAUCGCACUAUUCGCGAGAAGAAGCAUUGCAGUAUCACGUCAUCACCAGGAAUUUUUUUGCCUGGAUGUAUGAAAAACCACUCGUUGGUGAACGUUUGGGCCAAGGUCUCAUCAACCUCCAAGAGCGCAUGCACGUCUACAGACCAAUAUCAAAUGAAAACCAGGACGAUCUCCUCAAAUAUGUAGAGGAUCAAGGAUACAUGGAUUUCAGGCACUGUCCGGAUCAUGCUCUCGCACUGCUCCAGUAUGCGGAAAAGUAUGAACUUGACGACCUAUGGACAGAUGCCUUCGUGCAUUGCUCAGGCAUGAAUGACGAACUGGAGAUAAGUGGUGAGCUCGAGAAAGUCUCUCGUACUUCGCAAAACCUCAUCACACGCGCUCACAUCGAAAUGGACAUUCGACUUGAGAGAGCGGGAAGGUCUCUCACAAGCUUCCUAGAAGAAGACUUAUCAGAUGCGUUGGGCAAAGAGGCUUAUCUCCAGCUGGAGAGAUUUAGAUCUUUUCUGUAUAGCUUCUAUGUCGGGCGGUAUAGUUUUUGGCCUCCGGCAGCUGGGAUCACCUCCAGCGGCAUCUUGCCGAAAUCGGUCUACUCGUCGAUGUAUCUCGACUUCCGCAACCUCUAUGGUUACCUAGCCGAUACGGAGUCUCGAGCGUCCCUCCGAGACGAGCAAUAUGUCAUUGACUGCUCCUCCAUUUCUGAUCUCCUUUCAGAAUUCGAUCGAAAGCAUAAACUUGAUCAAUUGCCGUAUUUACUUCCUUUGAUCCCAAAGCUGCCAGAGCAAGUGAAUCGACGCAGAUCAAUCUUCAAUAUUCUCGGUUGGGGCCGCGCCAGGCAGGAGAGAAGGGUUGCAGCCUUCUCUGCUCUCAAAGCAGCCACCAAUCACAACGACUCACAGGUUAUGAAUAGCAACAUUGUCCGCGAGUACUUACGCUUUGAAAGAGACUGGGCGAUGAUCGAAAGCCCUGCUGUCUCGUGCGCUGAUGGUCGCCGAGCGCGGUUCGUAUUAAUUUAUGCAAUGUUGCAAAUGCUGAUUAGCAUCGCUCGAGUACCGAGUGAAGUACGGGAGACUGAAGGCGUGUCUUACCCUCUGUGCUGUCAGACGGCCGGGACACCACCGUGGGCGAAUAAAAAGGUUGAGGUACCGUCAUCUUCAAGGCCUCCCUUGAGCCGCAAUCGCACCAGUCAGCUUAGCAUCCAAACAAGCUGUUUGAAACCAGGUCCUCUCAGAGUCAGUCGCAAUUCAAGCGUGACACCAAGCCGUCCGCAGCGAACGUCCUUCGCGCGAAAUAUCCCCCUUAGGGCGCCAGUACCACUCAGAUCAUCAUCAAUCGAGGUGCUUGAUCAUUUCGCGGAGCCCGAGACUGCAAGUCCCCGACCUUUCAGUUUCGCAACCGUUACACCUUCUCGUUCCACUCCGUCUCUGCGUGCUGUAUCUCGCACGUUACCUCAGGAUAUCAACACCACCAUUGCCCCUGAACAUACUUCCGAUCCGAGCACGCCCUCAAGCACGGACAUGAGUGGGAGUGGUGGCUGGAGCGCAAGUUCAAGCGAAGCCGACAUGGAACACCAAAGUGUUGCUGGUACUGACAGCAAUUACGGGGACGACGAACAUGAAGACCGCAACAAAUCCACUUUGAAAGUGCCGCGGGGUUCAUCUUUGAAAGCUCCCCGGCGAACCAAUUCCGCCAGCAGCCUCAAGCAAGUCAAUCCUGAGGUCGAACAGUUCUUGAGUGCCUGA
Molecule: messenger RNA, 2241 nt
Organism: Bacidia gigantensis
Lineage: Eukaryota; Fungi; Ascomycota; Lecanoromycetes; Lecanorales; Ramalinaceae
Exons: 4
Coding region: 1-2241 (746 amino acids)
Source: RefSeq, a predicted model, not a curated record